GUAGUAAGGAGAUUACAUGAGGAGGAGGUUUGUUACAGUGUGUCACCCCAGUAGUAAGGAGAUUAUUAGGAGGAUGGACAAGGACAGGAAUGAGAUGACUAAGAGAAUAUUACACUUCACCUUGGAGAUCCUCCACCUGCUGACCGGAGAGGAUUACACCAUAGUGAAGAAGACAUGGGGGGAGUGUGUGGCCCCCAGCAGCCAUCUCCAUGAGUCAGGAGGAUGGAGCAGGGCCCGGGGCCCCAACAUGGAGCCUCCACCUCACUCACUGAUACAUGAGGAGAAGAUCCUAGAACUCAUCCACAGGAUCACUGAGCUGCUGACUGGAGAGGUUCCUAUAAGGUGUCAGGAUGUGGCGGUCUUUUUUUCUAUGGAGGAGUGGGAGUAUGUAGAAGGACACAAGGAUCUGUACCAGGACAUAGUCAUGAUGGAGGAUCACCGGCCCCUCACAUCACAAGAUGGAGUCAUUGAUAGAAUUCGAUCCGAUAGGUGUCCCCGUCGUCUGUAUUCCCAGGACUGUCCAGAGGGAAAUGUCCCAGAGAACCAUCAGGGUGAAGAUCUGAUGGAUAUUAAGGUUGAGGUUAAAGAUGAACCAGAAGAGGAGACGGAUUUCUGGGCCGAUCACCCGUGUAUGAGGGAAGUGAAGGAGGAAAUGCCAGGAGGUGUUGUCCCAGAAAAUCCCAGUAAGAAUUCUGAGGGAAACUUCAUGUUAUCCCUGAAUGAUAAAGGAGAAUAUGAAGAUAUGAUGGAGCGCUCCUCAGGAGAAGACCUCCUUACCCCUAAUGUCCAUCCAGAUCUAUCCUAUAAUAAUCCACCUGAUCAUGAGGCACCUUCUCCUGAACAACCACACAUUGUUACCACAAGGACAGAGCAGGAACAUGGGAAAGGUUUAUAUUGUGAGGAAUGUGGGAAACAAUUUACAAAAAGAUCAGACCUUGUUAUACACAGAAAAAAUCACUCAAGAAAGAAGCUGUAUGUGUGUUCAGAAUGUGGGAAAUCCUGCAAAUGCCAAUCACAACUUAUCAUACAUGAGAGAAUUCAUACAGGAGAGAAGCCAUAUUCAUGUUCAGAUUGUGGGAAAUGUUUUAUUAGUAAAUCAAGUCUUGAAAUACAUAUCAGAAUUCACACAAGAGAUAAGCAAUAUUCAUGUUCACAAUGUGGGAAAUGCUUUACAACUAAAUCCCAACUUGUUAGACAUGAGAGAAUUCACACAGGAGAGAAGCCAUAUUCGUGUUCAGAAUGUGGAAAAUGUUUUACAAGUAAAUCAAACCUUGUUAUACAUAAGAGAAUUCACACAGGAGAGAAGCCAUGUUCAUGUUCAGAAUGUGGGAAAUGUUUUAGAGAUAUAUCCACUCGUAUUAGACAUGAGCGAAUUCACACAGGAGAGAAACCGUAUUCAUGUUUAGAAUGUGAGAAAUGUUAUACACAAAAAUCAGAUCUUGUUAAACAUGAGAGAACUCACACGGGAGAGAAACCGUAUUCAUGUUCAGAAUGUGGGAAAUGUUAUACACAAAAAUCAGAUCUUGUUAAACAUGAGAGAAUUCACGUAGGAGAUAAGUCUCGCCAGUCAAACUUUCCAGUGAGUUGUUGAAG
Hyla sarda is the source of this 1593-nucleotide messenger RNA. Its product is annotated as oocyte zinc finger protein XlCOF8.4-like. Bases 17 to 1591 code for a protein of 524 amino acids. NCBI's taxonomy places the organism in Eukaryota, Metazoa, Chordata, Amphibia, Anura, Hylidae. The record is from RefSeq and is a predicted model, not a curated record. The transcript has 7 exons. Gene Ontology annotation, biological process: regulation of DNA-templated transcription.